This is a messenger RNA of Podarcis lilfordi (Lilford's wall lizard), 19811 nucleotides long. NCBI's taxonomy places the organism in Eukaryota, Metazoa, Chordata, Lepidosauria, Squamata, Lacertidae. The record is from the annotation of a GenBank genome assembly.
AUGGUUGGCUAUGACCCAGAUUCCGAGUGUGCGUCUCUUACAACCGUGGACAUAGCAACAGCAGGAUCUGCAUCUGGGUUUGUCACUCGGGCAAUGAUCAGCCCCUUUGAUGUCCUAAAGAUUCGUUUUCAGGUACAGUUCACAUAACAGUUACUGUGUUGCUACAAUGAACAAGCAAAAAGUUUGCCAUCAAACUUAAGCCAUCAACUAUGCCCAUUGUCUUCUCGAUCAGUAAGCUGUAUAGUUAAGAAGCUACAGUCAUACCUUGGGUUAAAUGUGCUUCAGGUUGAGCGUUUUCAGGUUACGCUCCGUGUUACUUUCGGGUUUCGCCGUUUGCGCAUGCGCAGACGCUCAAAAUGACGUCAUGCGCAUGCACGGAAGCGGCGAAUCACGACCCGCGCACAGGCAGACGCGGGUUGCGUUUGCUUCAGGAUGCGAACAGGGCGCCGGAACAGAUCCCAUUCACAUUCAGAGGUACCACUGUAUUCCUUUAUGAGUCAGCUUUCAUGCAAUUUUGCUCACACACUGUGAAGGACCAAGUCCCUCAGCCUUUCUAGCCAAAGAUCUAGCAAAUGCAUUUAUCUGUGCUGGCUGAAACCAGCUGUGGUAUAGCCCUUUCUAGGCUGUCUCAUAAGAAGUGUUCUUAAAUUGGACAGCCAGUUAAGUAAACUCAUUCUCCAAGUCUCAAUCCUUUAUGUAGCUAAAAGAGCAUCAUCAGUGCACAAGACAGAGGUAUGAACAGACUUGAGAGGGACCCCAACAUUUGCAUGAAUACAAACAUCUUUAAAAACCCCUAAAGAGGGCAUGACAAGAAAAGCAGACAGUGAGGACAGAGCGCAAUCAUUGUGGCCACAGAACACUAGCUGGGACAUUGAAUAGCAGCAUAGUGCAACCUUUUGUUAUAGGCCCCACUUGUUUAACAGGCUUGUGUUACAUGCAAUUAGCAUGCAAACACCUCAGAAGAUGAAGUUAAUUAUCAUGCCAUUUGAUUUUCGUAAGCCCUCUCUGCUUUAGAGAUGUUGUGUGAAAACUGGUAAUAUACUCUUGACAGUUAGAAUUAUGAGAGCAGUACAUGGCCUGGAAAGAGUUGAGAGAAGCACCCUAAUUAUUUAAACCAGGGAUAUGGAACCUGUGGUCCUCUAACUCUCAGCAUACCUGACCAUUUGCUAAGCUGCCUGGGGUGAUGUUCAACAACAUGUGGAAGGCCACAGGUUUCAUAUCCCGAAUUUAAACCAUGAAGCAAUUUACAGUGUAUACAUUAAAACUGAAAGCCAACUAUACCUGUCUUCUUUCAGCUUCAGAUAGAGACAUUUUCUGCAAGAAACCCCCAGGCUAAGUAUCAUGGCAUCUGGCAGGCUGUUUGCAAGAUUUUCCAGGAAGAAGGGCUACCAGCUUUCUGGAAGGGCCAUGUCCCUGCUCAGCUCCUCUCAGUUACCUAUGGAGCUGUCCAGGUAAGAAUUAGGAAAUGUUUGGGAUUAACUCUCUACCCUGAGUGUUUCAUCUUUUCCAGUGACUUACUCAGCAAAUCUGUUAUGUUAUAGCUGCCUUUCCUUUAUUUGCCCUCAAGUACCAGUUUCACUUUUCUAAGGGCCAGUAAUAGUAGUAACAACAACAACAACAACAUUAUAAUUUAUAAACUGCUCAUCUGGGCAUAACAAAGACUUCACUCUUUUGUCAUCUGGACUCUUCCUGUGCUUUCUGACCAUGUGCAAAGUAAUUAUAAUGCUAUUGUGUGGAAGGAAUAAUAAGGAUCAGUUAAUCCAAAACCCUUACACUCUCAGGGAGGCAUCCAUUCCAUCUCCUUGCAGUUCCCUCCCCCCAAAGCCUCUCUUGCAGUUUGCGAAACCCUCUGUCUGAUUUUUCUCUUUGCAACUGCCAGUCUAAUAAGUCUUCACUCCCUUCUUCUGUGUGGAGAGGUACAGAAGCCCCAGGCCUUUUAUGAAGGUUCCCUGACAACCAGGAGAGGCUUUUCAGGAGGUAACAGUGAGGAGGAGGGAUGGUGAAAUAUAUUUUGCAUGAACAUUGCAUUGGAAACGACCCUUUCCAUCCAGUGACUGCAAGGUGGUUUGGCAUCCUGACUGUGCUGUUGCUACGAUCUUUCCAUCCUUCUCCCUGAUGACAAAUAGAUGGGUUUCAGUAACGUUUUGUUAGCAUGCAGAUCGACUUGCUGUAGGACACUAGUGUUCCUCAGUACUAUACGAUAGUAAAGGUGUGCAAACAGUGGUGCAGCUAGAUGAUUUAGCAUCUGGACUGAAUGGUCUUAUAGUUCCUUCCCACCUUUAGGUGAUAAUGUGUAUUACGCUGAGCUUCUUUCAUCCCUCCCCACCAUCUCCCCAGAAAAACAUGUGUGGUGCAACCUGAGCCUUCGCAUAUUUGCUCAGAAUUAAAUCCUUUUGUGUUCAAUAAUCUUAUUCCAAAGUAAAUGUGUGAAUAAGCUUACACCCAACCUUUCACCCUGAGCUUUCACAGACAGAAAGAUAAGGGAGAAGACAGUUUAGAGAGAAACCAAAAAUGGGCAAAGCCAGAAAGGUGAAAGUUUGUCUCCCUGCCGACCGCUUACAAUUCCAUGCUUUACACAACUGCUGUAUCCCCACUAUAUUAGAGAGAGAAAGAAACCCAAGUGUUUGCCUAGACAGUGCUGCCAAAUAAAAUAAUAAAGACUGAACAUGUUCAGAGUUUCAUGUUGUAAGCUCAUUUAAUUCAUAAUGGCACCAUCAUAACUACAGGCUUAGAACGUGCUUUGCUUGUUUGGUCCUGAUACUGAAAACCCCUGCAGGAUGCAGAGUGCAGUCUGGACCACCUUCCAACUCUGCCCCACCCCUGCUGAGGUCAGUUGUACAACUUCACUGAAAAUUGCCAGAGUAGAGUUAAUGGAGAAUUCAGGGACACCGUAGGUGGUGGUCUUGGGAAUUGAGAAAAGACAGACAACACAAUUGCAGGGAUACCAUCCAGGAAACCUAACGUCCAGCCAUAGCAGUUGAGUUGAAACCUGAUGGCAAUGAUACACAAGACAUGAUGGUCCAGUACUAGUAACUUCUCAUUCAGCUGCUCAUGCUGCUACUGCCACCUCCUCACAAGGGGUGCAGCUGAAGUGGUAUGAGACAGAAUGCCUCUUCUUACUUACUUGUAUUAAAAAUAGAUAAUUUCUUUUACAAAUGUUACUGUGAUGUGUGUGGCUGGGCUGCAGUGGAGAUUUUAGGUGAUAGGUUUCAUUCUCCUCGCUGUGGGUGGCAACCAUGUUUCUUACUUAAACUGAUGGUGUUCAUCUCUUGUUUUUCUUUCUAUGCAAGUUUGUAAGCUUUGAGUUUCUGACAAAGUUGGUGCACCAGGGCACAUCUUACGAUGCCAGAGGCUUCACAGUGCACUUUUUCUGUGGCGGGCUGUCUGCUUGUGUUGCCACCGUGGCAGUUCAGCCCCUGGACACACUGCGUACCCGCUUGGCUGCCCAAGGUGAGCCAAAGGUAAGAGAUGGGUGAGAAGCUUUCCCCCUGCCAAGUCUGCUGUGUGCAUCCUUUCCCAGUUGGUUCUGCUCCCACCAAUUUAGGUGAUGGUCAUUUGGUGAUCUUGGAAGCACAUGACGGUUUCUUUAUUUAAUUACAGGAUUGAGAAUGAGCAGCCACAGGCCAUAGGCCCUUGGGCUCCCUUCCACUCCUUUCCCCAUGCACAAGAGGAGAUGGGAAGCUUCUGCAUUUGCUAUUUUGUUUGAAUGUAGCAAACUAUGGUUUGCACAAACCAUUAGGAAGAAUACAGUGGUACCUUGGUUUACAACCAUAAUCUGUUCCGGAGGUCUGUUUGUAAACCAAAACAGGUUGUAACACAAGGCGUACUUUCACCAGUGGGGCCUCCCAAAAAAAUUUGUUCGUAAUCCAAAAAAAAAGGGUUGUAAUCCAAAAAAAAGGUUGCAAACCGGGAUACACACUUCUGGGUUUGACAUGUUUGUAAUCCAAAACGUAUGCAAACCAAGACGUAUGCAAACCAAGGUACCACUGUAUAGCCAAUUUACCAAGUGGUAAAGAUUUUCUACCACACAGUUCUUUUAGUCAUAGAUAUUAAUGAAAACAUGGUGUGAAUUAUUUUUUUCUGCCCCACAUGCUUGUAUAUAGUAAAGGUUGGGGGCUUUAUCAGAUGGUAAGAUUUCCCCACAUCUACCAAUUGUGGAGUUAGUAAUUGAUGCUUCCCCUCUCCCAACACAAAUCUAAAUUUUGGGCCCAGGGAUCUUCCCUUCUGUCUCCAGAAAAAUGAUGGUUUUGAAUUCAGAACAAUCGGUAUUUUGCAGAAAUAUGCUCAAUUAGCAUGACACGCCUUCAUGCAGCGCAUAGUUAAUAGAACUUGCUCCCACAGGAGGCUGUGUUGGCCACCAAUUAGGUUGGCUUUGAAAGAAUACCAGUUGCCAGAAACUGGAGAGGAGGAGAGUGUCCUUGCGCUAGGACUCUCCCUGUGGGCUUCCCACAGGUAUGUGGUUGACGAUGGUGAAAACAGGAUUUUUUAUCUAGAUGGGCCAUAGGCCUGAUUGGGUAGGCUCGUCUUAUGAUAAAUAAUUCUGUCUUACCCUAUAUAGAGUUUAGGUCUUAGAGGAGCAAGGUUUACUAUUCCGCUUGCAAGAUCAUAGCAAGUGGGUAAGGUGGGAAAAUUUGACUGGACAUUUUAAGGUGGAAUUUGAUUGGUGUGAAAAGUAUGUGCAGAAGCUCCACUCCAUAAACUCUGGAGCUUUUUGGGAGCAUUACUGAAGCCUGACUUACACACUGAUGCAUAUAGAGCAAUAAAUAUCAUAGGGCUCUGUUAAUGAGCCACACAAGGAAACAUACUCACCCAUGAACUGUUUUAGAUUUACAGGAACUUCCGCCAUGCUGUAGCAUGUGUGUACCAGCAAGAAGGGCUGUUGAGUUUUUAUAAGGGGCUCAGCCCUACUCUCAUUGCCAUUGUCCCCUAUGCUGGCUUCCAGUUUUCCUUCUAUAGUCUCCUGAAGAAACUGUAUGACUGGAUCGUUCCAAGUGAAGAAAUGAAAACAGGUUAGUCCUGGGGGGUUGGAAAAGUGUUGGGGGGGGGAUUGUCUGUGCUCCUGUGUAGCACCCCCACCCACCCCAGUUUUUUAUUUUAAAUAACUUUUUAUUAGGCUUUAUAAACAAGGAUCAUAUAAAUAAUACAUGAUAGAGAUAAAUAGACCAAGUCUUCUACUGUCAUUUGCAUAUCAGAAAAAUAGCACGCUAAAUUUGCAGUAAUAUCUACAACAUCUGGUUCCUUGUUAGUGGUCAAUGCUUUUGGUUCAUGAAUCCCACCCACUUCAGUUGAUGCAGUCUGUCGCUAAGUUGUACAUAGUUGUGCUUGGAAAGUUGCUCCAAGGGCUCCAGCUAUUGGUUUUUCUUGUAAAUCACUGCUUAAUAAAAGUGGAUAUAUGGAUAACUAAUCAUAAUAACACUGGAAGCCUUUAACUAAUUCCUGUCUUAAGCUACCAAGCAGUUCUGAAACACAUCCCUCAACUCCAGACUUCUCUUUUUCAGGUAAUAUUAAAAACUUCGUCUGCGGCAGCUGUGCUGGCGUCCUCAGCAAAACCCUCACUUAUCCUUUUGACCUGUUCAAGAAAAGACUGCAGGUAGCUGGCUUUGAGCAAGCCCGGGCAGCAUUUGGGCAGGUGAGAGACGUUUCAGAUUGCAGGGAUCUUUCUGCCUCCCUUUUUUUGUGUACCUAACGUAGCCCACAAUUUAUGUAAACCAGGCGGAUAAAUUGAAAGUAAAAUCUGAAACAACCUAGUCUUAAACUAUAAAGGAUAACUUUAUAACAGCAUUGUGUGACAUAAGGGCAGUGUGGCACUAAAAUUAAGAAUCCCACUGCUUAUUUGGAGCUGUGUGAUGGAGGAACAAAAUGGAUUCAUUGGAGAUACUACUGGAAAACUGGUCUUAUCCUCACUGACCAGAGAACUAUGUGACCAAUUACACAAUCAGUAUAUUUGUUACUUUUAAAAUACUAAUGUGCACACAUUGAAUUGAUCCUGGAAACAAACUGGCAACCAGUGCAGCUGUUUUAAAACAGGGGUUGUAUGUGAUCUAAAGGGAAUUUGAUCUAAGUGCUGUAUUUUGGACCAAUUGUAGUUCCUGGGCGGUUUUCAAGGGCAGCCUUGAAUCUUUUCAGGAUUCAGCCUCAAAUUUUUUGGCCCACAUCCAGCCCAUCUUCCUUCAAGCACAGGCUUAGCAGCUCACCAAGCCUCUCUUGAUUCAGAUGGAGCAGAGAGAUGGAGCUGCGUGUCAUUUUCAUAUCAUGGAUAACUUUACUCCAGAUCUCUUUGCAACAGCUUCCAGAAACUUCACAUAUAUAUAUUCCGUUCACAAUCAGGUUCUGGUUUGACAUCCUAAUCCGUUAGCUGAUGGUUUCUGCAAACCACUGUUUCCAAUAAUAGUACAAAACGGGAAGUUGAGUUCUGCUACAAACUGCACAAGGUUUCUUAACGGGCUGGAUUUGUGCCAUCCCUCACUCCAUUCUCUUUCCCCCCAGGUGCGGACGUAUAGUGGCUUAGUGGACUGUGCCCAACAGAUUGCACGGGAUGAAGGAGCCAGAGGAUUCUUCAAGGGCCUCUCACCAAGCUUGCUGAAGGCUGCGUUUGCAACGGGCUUCACUUUUUUCUGGUAUGAGAUCUUCUGCAGUUUCCUGCGCGCUGUGAAGUACCCCAAUGGCCCCAAAAAGCAGGAAGGCUGAUAUAAGAGAGCUCCUCUCUGUGGAGACUGAAACAUUAAUCUGUCAGCCACACUGUCAUAUGUGGGGAGCGGGGUGUGGGGUGUGGAAUGUGGAUUGUGGGGGGUGUUUGCAGAGUGGCAACGAUUGUCUCUUUGCCAAAGCCCAGAAAGCACCUUACCACUAUGUUUGGCCCAAAUGAAAGGAGAUUGCCUUCUGCAGCUUCUACCAAGGACAUUGUGGGCCUGUCUUUUCUCUCUGGAGCACUUCCUGUCAUGCCUCCCAUGAGCACUUCUUGUCUUGCCUUCUAUGGAACAGGCAUUAACACUGGGAGGAAGUUUACAGAUAUUGCUAUUGAGGCCCUCCCAUCUUAGCUAAGUUCAAUGGGGAAUGUUCUUUACCCACCGGCAAAUCUCUCUCUGCUUUUUCCCCAUCUUCUCAUGACUGGGGCUGCUCUAACUGCUUUGAAUCAAACCCUGACUUGACCUGCUCACAUCCCCCUUAACUCUCUCGGGACACAGUUGCCAGCCCGGCUUUUCCAGCAUUGACAUUUUGUGGUGUUUACCUUAAACCAGAGCUAUAGUAAGCCUUGCUUACAGGCAUUUGCUUGAUGGCGCAGCUGCCUGUUAGAAUGCUGGCUGCACUGGUGGUUCAGAAUAGGAAGCAGAACUGCUGGGGGGGGGUGCUGCUCCAUUAGGACCAAUGAGACUCUGCCCCCACAAACUUCAGCUUACCCUCAGUGGCACUGCCUGUCAGCUUCCUCCUCUUUGUAGGGAGGAUAAUAGGGAAUUAACUAGAACUAGCUGGCUCUGCUUCUCAUUGGUUCUGGCUCCACCUGCUGGUCUGUCAGUCCCAAUGGGCACCAGCCAGCACUGGAAGCUGCUCCAGCUUAUCAUCAGUCCUUAUUUGUCCUUGCCUCUUGUGGGUGGUCUCAGAGGGCGUUAUGGUGUUUUAUCAAUGACGGAGCAAAUUCUAUAAUAAAUAAAAAAGCAGUGGGGUCCAAACAAAGGGAGGCCUGCAGAAGAGUGGGUAACCAUCUGCUCCCUUCCUGCCUUCUGUGCCAGUUCUAUUGAUGCUUGUGUGUCCCAUAUAAGCACAUUUUUUUAUCACCUGCCCAAAUGUGGCCAGUAUAGUUUUGCAAUAGGCCCACAAAAAAGGUGCCAACAUUUUCCUUUUUUUUUAUAGUCUUGACUUCUACACUCCUACCUUAAUGCACACAUACUGAACUGAAAACUGGGGGAAGUUUCUUUCUGAACAUAGCCCAAGUCUUUUAGUUUUGAAUACUAAUGAAGAAAAUGCCUUGUGAUACUGAUACUUAAUCAAUAUUUUGAUAAAUGCUCCAAAAUAAGUUUAUCCCCUGGCAGAUCAUCUCAGGCACAGGUUUUCAGCACAAGUGAAAUAGCUACUUAUCUGCAAUAAACUGACUCCAGUAUAAUAUUUAGCAAACAAAGAGCUAAACUAAACUGUACCAUUUGUCCAACUGAAUUUGCCCAGUCUUCUAAAUGAAGAAACCUGCAAGGAAAACUAGUCUGCAAACAUGUCUGUGCAAUGCUAUACAUGCAAACUUGGAAGUAGGUCCCUCUAAGUUAAAUUAGACUUAAAUGUGUUUAGAAUUGCAACCUUCAAAUAUGUCCAGAGUAUUGGGGUGCUGAAGAUUGGAUCUAUGUUCUUAAAGGAAAGACUCCACUUGCUCAUCCAACUGUAGUUUUAUUGGUCUGCUGGCAGUUGUGCUGUGCUCUUCAUUAAAUAUACAGUAGCAUUUUGGCAUAUAGAGUAGUUUUAAAGAUCUGUUCUAAUAAACUGGGUGCACUCGUGCCAAUUCAUUUUGCUUGCUGGAGAAGAAGGCAGUUUUCCUAAUUUCAGUGUGGUAAUAAGCUUUAAAAAAAUAGGCACCUUUCUGUAACAAGACACUGUAACAGUUGGCUAACCUGUACAUCACAACUCUCAUUGCCCUUAAUUAUCAGCUCUGCUGGCUGGUAAUGUGGAACAUGCACUACAGCAUGUCUCAGCAGUUUGGGGAAUGGAGAGAGAAAUGUCUCUGCAGCCUUACAAACCAAGGAGCUGUCUGGGCUGGGAUCCAAUGAAAACCACCCAGCUCUUGCAUCAGACAGAGUUCCCACCCUAGGCUCUCCUCCCACAGUGUGGGCGCCACUGUGUGGGCCACACCUGUUCAGCCACACCACUGACUUGGACAGGACAGUGGGUGGAGAUGCGCUCAUGUUUCCAUCUGUUGUUACACAAGACAGAUGUGAGACCUCUCAUAUUAAGCAGAUUCUUAUACAAUCUUCAGAGCUAAGGGGUCUUAUUUCAGAGGCCAUGGGAUCAUUUGUGCUGGAUCAGUAAAGCCGUAGCCAUAUCACCCAGGAGCAGAAAAAUCAGAAACGUUCAUUCCGGUCACUUUCUACUUUUUUGCCUGUUAAGAAAGGAUUCUUCCUCGUACAUGUUUGGGAACAGUCCAUGCUCUGUUUACUGUGUAUUGCUGGAAGAGAAUUUGACUGUACAAAUCCUUGAGUUACAUACACCAAGAAUGAAGCUUGCCUGUACUUCCUGAAAUGUUUACACUGGGAAAGUCAACAGCUGCUCGCGCACCCUCCUUUCAAAGAACUGGUUAGCAAGUUGAUUCAGGAUCCUUUAUAACAUUCACUUUGGGCAGAAUGGCAUGUUUGCGGGUCCUGAACAUACAUUGCUAAUGUGUGAAGGUGCAUUUGCAGAGGAGCAUCAGAGGCAGAGGGUAGGAGAUGCCUAACUGGAAAUCAGGCAGGCAGGAAGAGAUAUGGCCUCAUGAGAAUGAAUUGGUCGUGGGAAGCCACCACCACCACUUACUCGCUGGUUGUCACAUGCAGUUGCCCCCGCAACACCGUAUGUUGGCUUAUCAACAUGAAUGCAGCAAUGUAUAGUUUCGCCCUCAGUGUGGCAUUGGAUGUAAGUGAAGAAGCCAGCCAAAAUUGCAGUUGUUUUUGCCUUCCGAAGGUGGUAUUUCUUGUAAUGUUAAGGGGAACUUGCGCGUUCAGAUGCACAGGCUCCUGAAUAUGGCAAUAGUAUGCACAUCCCCACUUUCUGUGCUCAGAUUGUGCCUGUCACUCUGCAUUAGAGGUUUUCACAACUGAUCACAGAGCGCUUUUUCUGUAAUAUCCAAAGCUACUCUCAUUUAUAGUUCUGAUGUGGCAAAAGCAACCCAGUGUGUAUCUCUAGGGUUUAUGAAUAGGAUGGUUCUACCUUGAAAUAAUCCUGCUGCUCAUUUUCCAAACCUCUUUUGACUACAUAGGCUAAUUUUAAUCUUGUGCCUUAUCCCACCACCAUGUCAAUAUGCACUUUACAAAGCUAAGCCUUGAAGUCCAGUGGUUUACUGAGCAUCAUAGAUAGCAUCAGGAGCUCAGCACUGCCUCCCCCUCAAAUGGGGGGGGGGGUAGUUGAAAGUGGUGACAUGAGCACCUGUACUGUUGAGAACCCCACUGAAGUAUCUAAUGCAUUUAAGGCCCUAUACUGAUUUCUAGUAGAGGAUAUGAUAUUGAGCUGCAAGUCUAGGAUUGUACAUCUCAAGAUGCUUGCAGAAAGCACUUUGUUUGUGUAUACAGAUGCUCAAAAAACAAAUGUUUCAGGAUCAACUAUUGAGGAUUUUAAGAGUUUUUUUCAACUCAUGUUGUUGCAUCAGGGCUUAAUUUAUUACAGUACUUGUAUUCUUCAUAUAUAAGCAUAUAUAUUUUUCAAUGUGGAGGGUUAAGGAUUUGCAUAAGCCUCAGAUUUUCACCCUGUGUGAAACAUGUGCUGCUCUUGGAAGAAAGAUAAUAAAUAUAUUUGACAUAAAUCUGUCCAGCUACUUUUUGUGUGUCUUUAAGACAAUCAUGUCUUGUCUUAAAAAAUCUGGUGGAGAAGCACCUUGCAAGCAUUUUUUUCCUUCUUCUGCACACAAGCAGUGACCUGGGAAGGACUGGGCUACAGGUGUUCUGAAGGUGAAACCAGACGUAUACACAGAAGGGUCUCUUGCAAGCAGCAUAAUCAAUAUGUGUUGCGCUUUGGGAAACUCUUGCUAAAUACAGGGGGUGGGAUUCAACUAACUAGCCCCACUAUUGGAAGCCUGUGCAAGGACUUGCACUAGUGCUGCAGGGCUCCCCCACCUCUGCUUACGCCCCUGAAAUUGGCUCUGGCCUGUGGCUGAGACCCUAGAACAGCAUGAGGGGUGAAGAGGACGGGGUGGGGUGGGGUGGUUCAUUCUGAUUGGCAAGCUGAAAAGCUUGUGCUGACAGAUUGAUUGCCAAAGCACUGCACCAAAUUCCUCCCAAAAUGUGUAUGAUAUGAAGUAUUUUGGCAGUUCAGAAUUAGGAUGUAGAUUGGACAUUGACCAGAAAAACAGCCUGGCCUGCUUCUGGUCUUUUAAUAGCAGCUUGAUGCAGAAAUCAGCAGAUGAGACUCUUCACAGCAUUGAGACAAAUGUUCUCACUGACUAAGCUCUGCGCAUCAGGCUGCUGUUAAAAGCAUACACAGAAGCAGGGAAUGGUUGGAAAGUUGGCACCUCCAGACAGAGAUGAAAACAAUAGCACUAGCUGGCUGUUAAUUAGCUGGAUUCCAGCGGAAAUGGAACAUAGCCUGUAUAUCAUGUGCCAAUAUUUGAUUCACUUCAAAGUUCACAGCUGAAUUCACAAGAGGGUGCUGUUGUCACACAAGAAGGAGCAGCACUAUGCUCAUUUUGUCUUGCAAAGCUGUGGUAUCUUAAUUAGAUCAGCAUAAGCUGGGUCAGUCCAAGAGGCAUGAAGGACUAUUAAAACAACAGAUGGCUGACCUAAUUGGUGCAGACAAUACUACUGGGUGAUUUAUCCCACGCAUCAAAAAGUAGGCCUAAGUACUGUCCAGCAAGGCAGGAUUAAUGCUGUUUUUAUGUCAAGUGUUUUGCUCCUGGGAAGGGUGUCGAUGGAAUUAAGCUGGAAGUGUUCUAUACAGAAUGCUGGUAAGGUGACUAAUGCAUUGGAUGGAUGUGGCUGAGGGAUGGAGGACCCUGCUUUCUUUGGCAAUGUAUACCACAGGGAAUCAAAGUAAGUACCUGCUGCUGAAGUUAAGGUUGGGGUAAAAUGCUGCUGUUUCACAAAGGUAAGUGUGAGCAUACCAUCUUUCAACUGUUUAAUCCAUUUUGAGCAGGGAUGGGGAAUACUCCCAAUGUUCUUGGGUUCUAACUCCUAUAAUCCCAGCCAGCAUGGCCGAUAAUUGGGGGGUUGUUAGUCUAACAGCAUGGGAGGACCGAGCACCACAGAUUCUCCAUCCCCGAUUCUGAGCAUAAGAAGCUUCCUUGUGUUGGGUCACAGUAUUAGUUUAUGUGGCCUAGGAGUGGCAGGGAUCAUUUUCAUACCCUAGCUGUAACCUGCUGCACAUGCUGUUCCACUGUGCUACUGCUGUAUCCAUCCUACCCUUCUCCAGUGUUUCAUCUUCAAAAGCAACAUCAUUGUCUCUGGAUAUAGGAAUUUUGAUGUCCAGUUGCUCCCUAGAGUUACCAGUGCCCUAGUCUUGUGUAUGCAUUACUGCUUACUCUUGUGUGCUCCCACCACAGGUGUUUGAAACUGAGUACACAUUAUGUUGCACACAAUCCAUAGGUAUUCUGUGGUUUCCUGAGAAAUACUCCUGUUUCAUUCACUUUCCCUCAAAGCAGCUUCCAUCAUAUUUGAAAAGGCAUGGAAGGCAUGGUUAAGCUGAGGUGUGUACCUUUGGGAGAGCAGUUGCACAUGCACAGAUGACAGCUUUGUUGAAUAGGAGUUUGGCGCAGGGAAACAAGCAGACCAGGACCUGGGAGACCAUGGUUCAAAUCUCUACUCAUCCAUAAAGUUCACUGGGUAACUGUGGGCCAGUCACUGCCUCUCAGCCUAACCUACCUCACAGGGUUGUUGUGGGGAUUAAAUGAAGGGGGGGGAGAACCAUGUACACCACCUUAUGCUCCUUGGAGAAAAGGUGGGAUAUAAAUUCAAUAAAUGAAUAAAUAAUGCCCACUGAUAGCUUGACAUACGUACAUUAGCUCAGCUGUGAUUCUUGCAUUGCAGUGGAGUGGAUCAGAUGACUCUUCAGGUCCCUUCCAACUCUACAAUUCUGUGAUUGACUAUGUGAUCAGCAGAAUAUGCCCACUAACACCACACUUUUGGUAUUGAUCUGUCAAUAUUGCUUUGCACCCUGAAUGAAAAGGGAAUAGGACUGCACUUGCCUGUCCUGUACCCCAUGCUAAUGUUCCCAGCUGUCAUGCCUCUUUAGCAGCUGCACAAGCAUAUGAACGGGCCUUGUGCCUGCACUGCUGUAGAUACACAUCCAUAGUGGGUCUUCUGAGCAAUCCUAUAACCCAGAGGUUUUCAACCUUUUUGAGUCCACGGCUCCCUUGACCAACUACGUUCUUUCUGCGGCACCCCUGUGGGGCUCAGGAGCCCAGUUAUGUCACCCCUUCCUGCAGAGCCAGCAGCCCUUCACCCCUUUUCAAACACUCUCCCUUGUGGCGUGUUCCCUCAGCCUCCUCUCCCCUCUCCUUGGGAGUCUUCAGGGCAGCCGCCCCUGGCCUCUGAGCUACCCCACCCCACCACAAUGAGAGGUUCCUCCUUAUGCCGCCCCAGAGGGGUCUGGGAAGAGGAUGCCCAAUGGAGUCUGGCCAAAGGUGAACAUGAGGCCACCAUCUUGCCCACCUUGGAAGGCAACGGGCCUGCAUGGCAGAAAGGCUCCCCUUCGGUGCCAGGCACUUGGAUCCCAGUCAAGCCUUGCACACAGCAAGAACAAGAAAGGCCUGCCUGCCCGGCCUCCCACUUGUCUGUCCAUUCCCAACAGCAAGGGCUGGCAAACUGGCUGGCUGGGCUUACUCCGAGGCCACCUCAGCUCCUGGCAACCAACACCCCCGGCCAUCCCCAGAGCCACCAUUCGCCUGGGGAGCUUGUAACCAGGGCUGCUGCAACAAACAGCUGUGCAAGCCUUUGGGAGGCAGAAACGUGAGAGGGCAUCAGAGGAGGGAGGGAAGGAGAGAGGGACAGAGGCCAGUGUUGCCCUGUCGCGCCCCCCCCUGACCAUCAUUCAAGGCACCCCAGGGCGCCAUGGCACACUGGUUGAAAGCCACCGCUUUCAAGCUUUCUAGUUAAAUCCUAAUGCUUGACUAUUGGGGGAUGUGGCCAUUAGGCCCACUUGCAUUUUGGGGUGUGCCUAGCAGCUGCAACCUUCCCCCUAUUAGGAUAUUUUCUAAUAUCCAGACAAGAUCUGCUUCCUUGCCUUCUGCUCAUCCGUUCAAGUCCUGGCAGAAAGCCUGUAUAAAGCCUUGACUGGAGCACCUAUAAUUAAGCAGAGCUGACCAUAGGCAAACACCUCUGUGUAAAAGGAGCCCCCACCCAUGGGAUGUUGCUGCUGGAAAUCGUUGCCUUGUUAUCAUUGUUAUUUAUUAAAUUUGUAUACCGCCCUUCAUCCGUAGAUUUCAGGGCGGUUCACAGCAUAAAAAUACAAGUCAAAAACACAAAAUGCAUAACAAGCUCCUCACUUCCAAAAGGCGGGAGCAACAGAGAAGGGCCUGAGGAGGUCUCCAAUAUUCAGGCAUAUUCACAAGGGAGCUGCUUAAAACCAAAUACGUUCAGGAGUGCGCCUUGAAUAACACACGUGUGUGUGUGUGUGUGUGUGUGUGUGUGUGUGUGUGUGCGCGCGCGCAGAGUCAGUGACAGUGUCAAACCGAUGUGUGGCUCGUGAGGUGCAAUAGGCUCUGCCCUCUCUGAGCCACCAUUUAAUUUCUGCCUCUGGCUCCGUCCCUCACACCUGCUUUGCACCUGCUUGGCGGGCUUCUCAGGUUCCACGUGAAACGACAAAUACAACACUGCAUGUAAACGAACUGUGAAAGUUGAAAGGACACGUGCUUUCUCCUGUUUAUUUGUCAAUGCAGGAAAAUCUUUAUUUAAAAAAAACUAAUUAAAAAAAACAAACGCCUCACAACCCAGGCAGGAAGAUUCCCUCCAAGCCCUGCUCAGAACCUUCCAGCAGGUGGCGCUGCCUCCGCCGCCUCCCGAUCACAAACUCUCCUCCCGCUUGGCUCAGCCUGCUAGGAAAUGACCUAAGAGGAAACCCUCCGGGUUUGCAAGCAAUGGAAAGAAUUCGUCUUCCAGGAGUCUCCGCCUGACACCAAAAGCGGGUGAAAAGUAAGGGAGAGCAGCAGCAGCUGGGCAAUUUUUUUAAAAAAAUAUAUUAUUGUUUUUAUUUUGCUGGUGGCGGGUCGAAUUGGUGCAGGAUGCCCAUCCUGCAUUUGCACUCCAUGCUUGAGUUGCUGCCUUUCCUGCUCCUGCUGCUGUUCUUCAUGGCUGUGGGCUUUUUCCUGAUCUACCUCCACCGACCCGAACCAGAAACCAAAAAGAAUUAGGGUGAGGGGGCGCUGACUAGCUGGCUGGGCUGGGCUGGGCGGGCUGCUGUUCCCUCGUAAAGAUGCACCUCACUCCAGUCCUGAAAGUGGAGGCAUAAAAAACCCCAAACAAAGCAGGUUGGUGACAUUUGAAAACCUCUCUUCCUUGUUAGUUUCAGAAAGAAACGCCCGCUUCUUAACGGGCGUGGAGCAUUUUCUCUCCCAUCUGCCUUCCUGACUUGGGCUUUCUGGAUUUUACAAGCGAUCCUUCUCUGUUCAAGUUCAGAUGCUUAUUCUUAUUCUUAUUCUGUUUAUAUCCCACUUUUCCUCCAGAGAGCUCAAAGUUGCGUACAUAGGUUUCCUCCCCCAAUUUCCAUUUUAUUCUCACACAACCUCUGUGAGAUAGGUUAGGCUGAAAGGUAGUUGUGGCACAUAGUCAGACAACUUUGUCUUCAGCAAGUUGUGCCCAAAAUAUGUCCCCUUCCCGUCCCUAGACUGAUUUACAUCUUUGGCCCCUGUAAAACCUGUGCACACAGUUGGGCUGUGCAUGUAACUCUUCCAGCAAUGUAGAAGGGAAUGUGACCUGGCAUGCCCAUGCUCACCCGUCUAAUCUUGGCAAUCCUUUCAGUGUAUUGUCAGAACAUCUCCAUGACUCAUAAAGGAGUUUUUGGGCAGCUAUAGUAUGAACAAGCCCAUUCUGACUUGUGUAUGCCUUUGGAAGGGAUCAUGGUUUGAAUCUCCUUGUCAUAUAUUUUUUUAAUAAAUCCAAUUGAAAUUGCCACAACUGACAAAAAUGGCAAGGCCAAACAACAACAAUCUAAUUUGUAAUCUCUGUAAUCCAGGAUAACUGCCUGCCAGACCUUUGCUGAGAUAAUGUCUACAAAGGUGCCUUAUAUUGAGUCAGAUCAUUAUACUACCUCUCCCAGCAUGGUCUGUUCCAGUCUUCUCCAAUGUGGUGCCUUCCAUGUGUUUUGGACUACAACUCAGCCCCAGUUAGCAUUGCAGUUAGCAUACAGGAAGAAUGGGAGUUGUAGUCCAAAUCAUCUGGAGGGAAUGACUUUGAGAAAGGCUGGUAUGAUAAUAUAUCCUAGUCCUUGCUCGCUAAGAUCUUUUUUUCCCCCCUUCCUUUUUUUUUUUUUUUUGCUGGAUAUUUAUUCCUGGGCUUUCUCACUGAACUAGGGGGCCUUGUGGCCAAAUCAGCACCUACGCAAACUCAGGAGAGUUUGCAUAUGGUUGAUGGCAAGUUGUUGUGCACAGAAAUCAUUAACUUUGCAGUACUGAUAAUGUUUAUCUUCUGCAUGUAAUAACUGCCAUGAACUAAGCACAGAGAUGUUUGUGUGGCAGAUCUGGUAUGUGCAGAAACAUGAGUAUUAUGGGAGUAGUCUGGAACCCAAGCAUGGUUUAACAACAGUAUAGAAAUAGAAAUUUAAUAGUAGUAGUAGUAGUUGCUAUCCCCCACUUGGUCUCUCAUACCGUGACUUUACAUUUCAGGAGUAUCCAUAUCUGUAGCCAGGUCACAUCUAAAGUGCAUUCUGACAUUAUACACUUGCAGCUGACUAUCAGAAAAGAGAACAAAAGCUAUAGUUCACAAAAGCAACCUUUAUAUGUGAACAUUGUCACAGUGAAGCUGUACUGAUCCCCUUCUGUGAAUUAUAAAGUUGAAACAUGUUCCCGGAGCCGAAGGGGUGAAUUUGCAGGAUUUAGUCCCUCUGAAGUUAUGUGAGUAAAUGUACACAGGGAUUUUGUUCAAGAAGUCACUUGCAGGCAUAUCAAAGGAACUGGCUCUGAAUUACUGUAUGUAUGCCAAAGGGACGAAUCCCUUCGUUGUUGUCGUUUAGUAGAAAAGGUGUGCCUGCACUAUGCUGAUAACAUUACUAUAGCUAUUUCAUAGUCUGGGGCCACCUUUGUCCCUGGUGGUCUUUGAGCCUGAGAAUGCCUUUUGCCAGAUUGGCUGACUGCACCAGCUGUGACCCUACCUUGAGGGAGGAAUCUGUGCUCUGUUAACCUUCAGAUUAGACUGCUGCAGUGUGAUACGCAUUCUGAUACUUACUGCUAGAUGGCUAACUGGGACCAGGGCCAGUUUUAAUCACAUCAUGCUGGUGCUUCAUCGAUUAGCACAAGCUCCCUGUCCAUUUACAGCUCAAUUCAGAGUGUUCAUUUUGACAUUUAAAGUCCUUCCCAGUUUGAAGGACCACCUGCCUCCACAUGUGCCUACAGAUAAUGCAACAGAGGCCAUUAUUUGGAUGCCCGCUGGCAUUGGGGGUAAAGCCAACGACUAUUGGGGAGAAAGACCUUAGUGAUGGUGCCCAGGUUAUGGAAAGCUCCCUCCCAAUGGAGGCGGUUGGAGGAUGGGUGGCUAACUGAUUGAGGUUGAAUUCUGACAAGACAAAAGUACUAUUUGGGGGGGACAGGGUGUGGGUGGGUGUGGAGGACUUCCUGGUUCUGAAUGGGGUAACUGUGCCCCUGAGGGAGCAGGUGUGCAGCCUGGGAGUCAAUUGACUCACAGCUGUCCAUGGAGGCACAGAUCAAUUCUGUGUCCAGGGCAGCUGUCUACCAGCUCCAUCUGGUACGCAGGCUGAUGACAACAACAACAACUUAUUAUUUAUAUCUGGCUGGGUUUCCUACCUGCCUGCAGACUGUCUCACCAGAGUGGUGCAUUCUCUAGUUAUCUCCUGCUUGGACUACUGCAACGCACUCUACGUGAGGCUACCUUUGAAGGUGACUCGGAAACUAUAAUUAAUCCAGAAUGCGGCAGCUAGACUGGUGACUGGGAGCGGCCACUGAGACCAUAUUACACUGGUCCUGAAAGACCUACAUUGGCUCCCAGUACGUUUCUGAGCACAAUUCAAAGUGUUUAAAGUCCUAAAUGGCCUCAGCCCAGUAUACCUGAAGGAGCGUUUCCACCCCCAUCGUUCAUCCUGGACACUGAGGUCCAGCUCCGAGGGCUUUCUGGUAGUUCCCUCACUGUGAGAUGUGAGAUUACAGGGAACCAGGCAGAGGGCCUUCUCGGUUGUGGCACCCGCCUUGUGGAAUGCCCUCCCAUCAGAUGUCAAGGAAAUAAACAAUUAUCUGACAUAUGAAGGCAGUCCUGUUUAGGGAAGUUUUUAAUGUCUGGUUUUAUUGUAUUUUUAAUAUUUUGUUGGAAGCCACCUAGAGUGGCUGGGGAAACCCAUCCAGAUAGGUGGGGUAGAAAUUAAUUCUUCUUCUUUUUCUUUCCUCAUAUCUGCUUUAAUCUGCUUUAUCUUUUUUAAGAAGUUUUUAUUUCUUCUUUUUGUUUCUACUGUUUGUAUCAUGUGAUGAGUGGUUUUUAUUGCUUUAUUAUGUUGUUGCUGUUGUUUCUUUGUAAGCCACCCUGGGAAUUUUUUUUUUUUUUUGGAAGAGCAGGAUUAAAGCCUACUACUACUACAAAUAUAAUAUAGCAGCACCAACCAGAAAGCCCUUGAUCCUAUCUGAUAUCAGCAGUUCAGGUUGGGUCAUGUUAGCAUUGUAUGGGAAACUGUAUGAAAAUAGGCUUGCAAGAGCCAGUGUGGUGAAGUGGUUAGAGCAGCCUUUCUCAACCUCUUGGUUCCCAGAUGUUGUUGGACUACAACACCCAUCACCCCUAGCUAGCGGAACCAGUGGUCAGGGAUGAUGGGAGUUGUAGUCAAACAACAUCCGGGGACCCAAAGUUGAGAAAGACUGGGUAAAAUGUCAGACUAGGACCUGGGAGGCCAGGAAUCAAAUCUCCACUUGAUCACCAAAACUUUGGGCUGGUCACUGCCUCUCAUACCAACCUACCUCCCAGAGUUAUUGUGGGAUUAAUUGAAGAGGGAGACAACCAUGUGUGCCUUGAGCUCCUUGAAGAAAAUGUGGCAGACAUAUGGAAUAAACAAAUAACCAUAAAUGUACAUAGCUAUUAUUAAAUUAUAGAAAAUAUGCAUAACGAAUGCUUUUUAAAAAUUCUGCUCACUUGUCAUAUCGUCAUGAAUGUUUUGCAAGAGCAGGCCUUUGGACAUGCUUAAUCUUGUCCCUAACACCUACUAACUAACCUGUAUGUGUUCCUAUCUACUAAAAUAGUGUCCCUGAUCCUGUUGUUCUUUGUGCAUGGGCAAUCCCCAUCAGAAGGGGUGAGUGACAGAUGAGCUUGAAUACUGAGAACAAGGAGGAGUUAUGAGAUAUAACCAAGGGCUAAGAGUUGCAGAGGACUAGCCACUUGAAGUAAAGCCAAAGACCUUUGGAAUGACAGAAACUAACUGGAAACCCAGUGGGAAAGGAACAGUUGUUUCCUCUCCUGCAUUCCCACCCCACAUCCUUUUGCAUAGAUCCCAGAGUGCUAUAUGUUUUCGCUGGAAGCAUCCCUUGUUUUGUCAUCUCACUUUUCACCAAUUGCAGUGAAAACACAUGUCACAGCUGCGGAAUUCUGAUGAGUGAGCAAUGAUGCGUUUGGUCUGUUGUCUAUUCAGUAUUCAGGGGGCGAUGUGGCAGUUAAAUUUGGUUUGGCACUGAACAGGGUGGGCAGGUAAGCCUGGAUAUUUCAGCCCAAAACAAAGGCGUUCCCUCCUUAAAUCUUAAGUGGGUGAAAUAGCAAAAAAGUCCCAACACCCUUGUAGAUAGAACAGAGAUAAUGGGGGGGCGGGCAGAAGUACCAUCCUUGUCUGAGGAGAUUUUAACAAGUUUUUCUUUGUUAUGAGGAAUGUAGUUUCAUUUCAGGAACUCCAGUGUAACUGGCAGUUCCAUUUUCCUGUUCAGUGGAGAAUGAGAGCAUCUGAAAAGCCAUGGCUAAUACCGUCUCCUUCCCUUUCCAGGAUAAUCAGUACCUGAUCGCUUCUCUCCCCACAGUUACCACUAA